Molecule: messenger RNA, 2278 nt
Organism: Camponotus floridanus (Florida carpenter ant)
Lineage: Eukaryota; Metazoa; Arthropoda; Insecta; Hymenoptera; Formicidae
Gene: hry
Product: protein hairy
Exons: 3
Coding region: 389-1474 (361 amino acids)
Biological process (GO): regulation of transcription by RNA polymerase II; anterior/posterior pattern specification; regulation of neurogenesis
Cellular component (GO): nucleus
Molecular function (GO): DNA-binding transcription factor activity, RNA polymerase II-specific; RNA polymerase II cis-regulatory region sequence-specific DNA binding; protein dimerization activity
Source: RefSeq, a predicted model, not a curated record
GCAUUCUAUCGGCAUGCCAUGCUCCGACGGUACGAUAGAAGACGUUCGUCGCUCGUCGAGUUAGUCGAGCUCUGACGCCAGUCGCGAGCGGUCGCACUUUGGCGACAUUCGACAGGAAGAAACUCGAAAGAAGUUGAAAAAGAGCGCAUACUCUUGCGUUGCUUUAUCUCGUCUCAUCAUCGAUUCAUUAUCGAGUUUCACAUCCGUAGCGCGGUCCCUUCAAUUGCCUCGUGCAUUGUUCAAGAGAGGGAGAGAGGGAAGGAGACAUUAAGCGACUUGGAUUAUCAGUGAAGUGAUUGACUUCGAUUUUAAAUAGUGCUACGUCGACGGGGAUUAUUUGACUUGGAAAUUUUUUGAGUUUAGUGAUUUUGAGAGUAAAAGAUAAAUUAUGGUGGCUGAAAUGGGUGCCACGAUGCCGACGGGUGGAAUCACCGUCGGUGCAACGCCACCCGCGCAACACGUGCCACAGGAAGCUGGCCAGCCUCCGGCACAAACUCCGACCACCACGACGACUACGAGAAGAUCAGGAGAAAAUCGACGGAGCAAUAAACCCAUUAUGGAAAAAAGACGCCGAGCCCGUAUCAAUAGCAGUUUGAACGACCUGAAAACCCUCGUACUGGAAUCUAUGAAAAAAGACCCGGCAAGACACUCGAAACUCGAGAAGGCUGACAUUUUGGAACUGACCGUGAAACAUUUGGAAAACCUUCAACGACAGCAGAUCGCUAUGGCCACUGCGACAAAUCCGAGCAUCCUCAACAAAUUUCGCGCCGGUUACUCGGAAUGCGUCGCCGAAGUCAACAAGUUUCCCGGUUUGGACGCUGUGGUGAAGAGACGUCUGAUGGCCCAUUUGGCCUCAUGCCUAGGUCCGGUUGAACCCAGUACCAACAACGGCCAAGCGACGACUCAGCAGCCUGUCCAACCGGCGCCACCGACGACGCAAUUGCAAGUGCAUAUCCUGCCCCAAGUUGACGCAACCCCGCGGAUUCAAGUUCAACAAUCGAAUGGCAUUUUUUUCACUAAUGCCAACGGCACUGGCCUGCAACUGGUCCCGACCAGAUUGCCGAACGGCGAUAUCGCCCUGGUACUUCCGGCGGGAGCGAAAGCCGCGGGCCCGUCAUCGCCAUCGUCGUCCCCGGCGCCGAGUUCACCCUUACCAACUCUGAUCCCGAUCCCUCAAAGAACCGCCAGCACGGCCUCCGCGUCAUCGUCGACCUCGUCCGCCAGCUCGACGUCCACGUCAGCGGGGAGCCCGGUAGCGUUCGAGGGACCUCCUCCGGCGUUUCGCGAGCAAUCUACCACCUACAGUCCGGCCAACAGUCAUAGAGAUGUCGCGACAUCCCCGGCGAACGGUUACACCAGCGACCCGGAGUUCGAUCCACGCGUCUACAGCCCUCCCCUCCAGAAACCUCUCGCGCUCGUAAUGAGGAAGAGCGUGGUGCCGGCGGUCGAGGAUAAGCCGUGGAGGCCGUGGUAAAAGGAAAGGAGAAAGAAACAGGCACGUGCGUGAUGAUGAUAAGCGAAGUGAUAUAGUGUCGAUAGUAGAAUCUGAAGAGAUAAUCUGAAGUGCUAAUUUGAACGUGCCGAUUUACGCACCGCGCAAAAAAUUUCGCGGGAAAAAAAAACAUGUUCCUCAAUAACGUAGAUGAUUGUAGACGCGCGAUCCCAUCCGUAGAACAUCGCAAGGUUGAAGGAUCGUUAGAAGACACGAGUUUAUUCCUGCGCGUACACGGUCGGCCAGUAGCCAAUGAGGCAGCCUUAUUAAUAGUGCCUUGUAAAUAUGUCUAAUUUUGGUGUGGCGGAAAUGAACGCAAAUGGUUGCUCUGAAGUAUCGUGGAUUUAGUCUUCUGUCUUUAUCUCGCCUCAUCGUUCUCCCCCCUCCUCUCCUUCCUCCAACAUCCCUCGAUCCUUGUACAUAAGUUAUAUAAAUUAAUAUUUUAAGUGCCUUAUGCAACAAGAAUCACCGAGGUCUUCCAUUCUGUUUCUUGUACGUAAAAUACUAGAUGAUUUGUGUAACAUUAUACCAUUGUAAGUACGAAGAAAGAUUUUAGUUAUUACGAUAUUUUUAGGCUUAAGAUUUUUUAAGUUUAAGAGCAGCGUGAGAGAAAAUGUGUAUGAAUGUAUAUAUGCGAAUUAAUGGCGCGCGAAGGAAUACGUUAUUUAUAUUUAUACGAGUGCAAAGAGGUUAUAUUUAUAAUUCCUCUCUAUUAUGAGAAUAGACACCUGACGCUUACUGUGGCAAGAGCAUCAAAUAAAUGUUGAUCUCUUUCUCAAAACAUAA